Messenger RNA from Talaromyces atroroseus, 276 nucleotides. RefSeq lists its product as hypothetical. The record is from RefSeq and is a predicted model, not a curated record. NCBI's taxonomy places the organism in Eukaryota, Fungi, Ascomycota, Eurotiomycetes, Eurotiales, Trichocomaceae. The transcript has a single exon. Bases 1 to 276 code for a protein of 91 amino acids.
AUGCCAUUCUCGUCGAGCUCCUACACCUCCUACAGCGCCACAACCUCAGCAUCCCGAACGCAGAACGGCGAGACGCAAAGCUGGGGCCAUCGCAGCGCCAACCAAGUUUUCCGCGAUGAAGACAACUCGAGGCACGAACGUUCACUCUCGCAGAACUUAGGCGAAGAUCCUGUGUAUGAAGAGAGGCAUUAUGAUUCCCAGGGCCGCCCGUUACUCGAUGGUGGGAGCAGUCAGCAGCGACAAGAUCGUAUUGAGGAUGUUACUGAUCGGCAGUAA